CCCCACCACAGGCCCAGCAGCUCCCAGACCCCAGUAACAGCAGUGUGGUAUAGAGACUCUCUGUAAGCUGUGCGUCUGAUGAGGAUGUCUGAUCCUGCUACUGUGAAGGACAUCAGUAGGACUGAGAGCAUGAAGGUUUGUGAGGCUGGAGUGGAGCUGCAGGCAGCAGACUGGACCGACACCACAACAUUAGGAGCAGACAGCAGACGGAACGGUGUGAAGGACAAACCCAAACAGGCUGGGAGCCUGGUGCCGGAACACAAUGCCACCGGUCACCAAGACGGAAGCUGCUGUGACAACGAGAGGGAAACGUCACAGCAGUCUCCUGUAUCAGCUGGCCAGUUGGUGAGGGGCUCUAAGUCCAGGGUAAAGUUAGUACGGAGCCUGGCUGUCUGUGAAGAGUCCUCUCCUCCCUUUCUAACUGCACACCAGCUGACACCAGAUCCUCAGAUAUCCCAGUCCUUUGAUAAGGAGGAGCUGUCUGCCAAGGAGGAGAAAGAGAAGGUGGAGAAACCAGAGAAGAUGUCCCGGAAAAUGCUGUCAAGAGAUUCCAGCCAGGACUACACAGACUCUACUGGAAUAGACCUGCAUGAGUUCCUGGUCAACACUCUAAAGAACAACCCCAGAGACAGAAUGAUGCUGUUGAAGUUGGAGCAGGACAUUCUGGAUUUUAUCAGUAAUAAUGAAAGCCAGAAGAGGAAAUUCCCUCCCAUGACUUCGUACCAUAGAAUGCUGCUACAUCGAGUGGCUGCCUACUUCGGCAUGGAUCACAAUGUUGACCCCACUGGGAAGUCUGUCAUCAUCAACAAAACUAGCAAUACAAGAAUACCAGAUCAAAAAUUCUCCGAACACAUAAAAGACGACAAAACGGAUGAUUUCCAAAAACGCUACAUUCUCAAAAGAGACAACGCCAGCUUCGACCGGGAAGACGGCAUGAUACGAAUGCGCCUGAAAGACGACAGGAGAAGCAAAUCUAUCGAGGAGAGGGAGGAAGACUAUCAGAGAGCCAGGGACAGGAUAUUUGCACCAGAUGGAGAUAAUUUCCACCUAGAUGGAAGGAGCCCUGAUGAAGAGGCUUGUAUCAGCACUCAACAGAGGCGGCAACUCUUCAGACUAGGGGACGGGCGGUCAGCCAGCAGUAGACAGAGCAGCUCUGAGAAUGACCCCAAGAACUGUGAUGCCCGGCCGUGGAGCAGCACUGAUUCAGACAGCUCCAACCGUAACCUGAGGCCGACCAUGACCAAGGCCAGCAGCUUCAGCAGCAUCUCUGUCCUCAUCAGAGGAGACAGCUCAGCCAGCAGCAAGAGCACCGGACGCCUCUCCAAAACAGGUUCUGAGUCUUCUAAUAGUGUAGGGUCUUCUACGAGUUCCAUCUCUCGCCCCCAAGUACUCCACCUGCCUCUCCCUGUCCCAGCUGCUCUAACCCAGGCAGCCGGCCCUGUCGGGGGCCCCAGCACGGUGCUACCUACACCCUCCUCCUCCUCUGCGUCCUCCGCUGCCAUGGCCCCCAGCAGUAGUAGAGCUUCUGUACACUGUGAUCGGGGCAGCAGGAACGGCCCGGCGCCUGCAUCCGGCCCAGCGCCAACCCAGGCCACUGCUAAUGCUACUAGUUACUAUUUGCUUCCCCCGGAAGCCACAGGGAUACCGCCUGGCAGUAUACUGGUCAACCCACACACAGGCCAACCCUUUGUGAACCCUGACGGCAGUGCUGUGGUCUACAACCCCUCGAUGACCUCACAGCAAGGUGGGAGGAGCCAGCAGCCCUUGGCCCCUCCCCUACCACCCCCAGCCCCGCACCAGCCAGCCAAUCACGUCCUCUCCCAGCCGGUUCGGCAUCUCCAGCCCUCUGCUCCACAGCCGAUCCAGUACUCAACCAUCUCUUACCCUCCUCCUCAGUUCCUGCCACUCUCCUCUAACCAACAAUACACUUUGCAAGAAGGGCUGGCUGCCCAGUUCAGCCACAUGAGUGUGGUGCGCCAGGCGUCCAGCGACGUCACUAACGGCGGCCCCCACCCUGCCAUGUACCCCUCGGGCCCUGUGGUGCUCCAGGCCCCCCUGCAGCACCAGCAGACUGGCUACAUGGUGGCCCCUCCAGGGCCCCCUGUGGUGGGGCCAACCCAGGCCUACCCCGGCCCUGCACACCCUAUGAGCCAGCCGGUCAUGCAGCAGCAGCAGGGCUACAUGCCACAGCAGAUGCACACAUGUUACUGUGCUCCAGCCCAGGACCCCCACUCCCACUGCAACCAGCACUAUCGCCCUGUCAGCCCCGUGCACUACACCAGCCCCCAGACCCAGCCUCUUCCCCAGCAGCCAGGUUACCACGCUGUGAUGCCAAGUCAGCCCCAAGGCCCUCAGCAUCAGAACCUGGUGAACAACCAGCAGCACAGCAAUAUGGGAAAUCACAUGACGGCCUUCAUGGUCCAGUACCCUUCAAUGCCGUCUUAUCAGGUAUCAAUGCCCCAGGGGUCUCAGAACAUGCCUCCACAUCAGCAGGCAUGUCAACAGCCAAUGAUGAUCCAGAGCCAUCCAAGCCAAGCUCCCAUGGCCAUGUCAGGCAUGCAGGUUUACUACAGUGUCAUGCCCCCAAAUCAACACAGCACCAUGAGUCCAUCGAUGGGUUUCUUACCUCCUGCUGGGGCAGAGCAGAUGCAGUUUCCCCGGGCUUCGUCUCCGUGUGGAACCCAGCAGCUACCAGGACAGCAGUGCUCAGGUGUGCUCCCCAGUCCUCACAGUGGUGGUAUGGUGAUGAUGCAGCUGACCCUGCCCCCUAACCACCAGCCCAGAGCCCACUCCCCUCCACAGUGGAAACACAACAGAUACUACAGUCUGGAUCACACACGCAGCCAGAGGUCCUCAGAACAACUAAACAACUCACAGAACAGUCCCCAGCUGGGCCCCAGCACGCCUCCAGCCAGCCCCAAGCUCCAACCCACCAACUCACCUCCAUAUUCCCCAGACCCUUCCCCAGGGCAGGCAGUGGACGGCAGAUACCCAUUGCUGGGUCAACCCCUCCAGUACAACCCUGCCAUCAGGCCUCCGCUGAUCCAUGGCACACACCACAUGAUCCCCAACCACCACCACGGCCCAAUGGGAAUCCGGCAUCAUGGGGGGCGAGGGAGGAGACCACCACCUAGGAAGUCAUUAUCAUCAGAUCUUAGUGUAGGUGACCCAGUGAACGGUGGAGUCCUGGAGGUGCUGGAGCUACCAGAGGGCAUCAGUCGUACGGAGGCAGACUCUCUCCUGGGGGAACUGUACAGAGGAGGGGCCAUGAUCAAGUGGUUAUCUGAGACCCAACAGCACCAGUCUGGUGAAACCCUGCUGAAACACUGUGGGGCUGGGGGGGACGGUAACAACGGUGACACAAACACUGACACUACUUCCUGUUCCAAACCCCCCAGUAGUAACCAUAACGACCUGGCGUCCACCUACACCAUCCUGGCUGUGUUUCCCUCCAGGUACGCAGCUCAGAACGCCUUGCUGAGACACAGUGGCCCUGCCGGCCCUGGGCCCCUUCUUACCACCACGUUCAAACUCAGAACUAGCAAGAGACACUCUGAUGAGUUUCACAACCAGGAGAGGACCACCUCUCAAUAGCAGGGUGGGGUGCUGUAGCCAGCCAACCAGGAGAGGACCACCUCUCAAUAGCAGGGUGGGGUGCUGUAGCCAGCCAACCAGGAGAGGAACACCUCUCAAUAGCAGGGUGGGGUGCUGUAGCCAGCCAACCAGGAGAGGACCACCUCUCAAUAGCAGGGUGGGGUGCUGUAGCCAGCCAACCUGGAGAGGACUUGCUCUCAAUAGCAGGGUGGGGUGAUAUGUUACUAGGGCCCCUGAGAGGUUGUUCUAGGGGCUCCCACGGGCUACUAUGAGGGGCUGCCGGUCACGGGCCCUCGCCAUGGCCCCUCCACCCCACCACCACCUCCACUGCUACCAUCGGCCAACCAAUCAGACACCCCUCUUCUGCAAGCAUCACUCACUAGUCUCCACUCCCCACCGGACUGACAGACAGACUGAUGGAGUAUCACUCGGUUGGCAUUAUCUAACAGCUUUUUCACUUGAGUUGUAGAGGCUUUCUGGGAAUGUGUUAAUGCCUUUGGAACGUUCUCUACUUUUUGAGAUGAAAAUGUGUAAAAAAAAAAUGGAUCUGACAACACAUCAAUGUUGAAAAACAGGAAUGAAGUUCCAAAAGUGUCAUUUUAUUUGCAGCCCGAACAUGGUAAAGGACGCAGCAUGUUUUUAUUUUGUUUUGUUUUAUGUUUGUUAAAAGCUGCAGUCAGAACACCCAAAGCAGGAAGGUACUCAUUCAUUACAAGAGGAUAAUAUACCAAGUGUCUCUCAUUGGACAAGAGUGUCUCUCUGGGCCGGAUUUUGAUUUGAGAUCUGCAACGGAUAACUCCAGAUUUCAGUUUAAAAUGUCUCGUUGAUUUAGACGAAAGCCUGAGUUGUGUCGGCGUAUAAUAUCAAGUUAGGAUUCGGACCGUAGAGUCAGUCUCCCGUUGGCCAGUCGGUGUGCUACUACAACAGAAGAUUAGUCUUCUAGAACAAGGUUGUGUCCCAAAUGGCACCCUAUUUCCCUAUAUAGUGCACUACUUAGGUCCCAUAGGGCUGUGGUCUUAUGAGCCCUAUGGGACCUGGUCUAAAGUAGUGCACUAUCUCGAGAAUAGGGUUCUAUUUGGGACUUAGCCCAACAGAAUGGUGCCUUCUAACUGGGCUCGGGUGCCACUCCAUCCCCUCCCCAACACCCCUAAAGACACCCCAUCCAAUUCCAUUUGUAUAAACUCUGACCCACCAAUUUCUUUCACAAUGAAUCAUCACUGAUAUGGUAGCUAAAUUAUUCUCACUUUUCUACACAGUAAAUGGUAUGUUUGCACUGGCACAAGGGAGAAAUGUUUGUUUUUAAGGAAAAGAUGAGAAGAACCUUGGUGCAUCUCAUUGAUGGUUUAUUCUAUUUGAGCUAUUCUAAAAUGAAUGUCCUUCUCACCAACCUCCUCCAACCCUCUCUGUUCAGUCCACCCAUUCCCUGGUUAUGUAUCAAAUGGCACCCUAUUCCCUAUGGGCCCUGGUCAAAAGUAGUGCACUAUAUAGGGUGGCCAGGCCAAAUUCCUUUCGUGUUUAGUUCGUUUUACCGUUCGUAUCCUAUCAGAAGGGUCACUGGAAAAGUGUGCAUUAUUCAGAACACACCCCCAACCCCAUCACACCCAAACAAAUGUCUAUUUAAGAUGGUUGUUGGUGGUGGAUUCAGGAGAGAUGUCCAGUCUGCUGGUGCAAGAUGUUUUUAUUUCUGUUUGAAACCAAUAAAUGUUUACACCAAAA
Molecule: messenger RNA, 5310 nt
Organism: Oncorhynchus gorbuscha (pink salmon)
Lineage: Eukaryota; Metazoa; Chordata; Actinopteri; Salmoniformes; Salmonidae
Product: R3H domain-containing protein 1-like
Exons: 25
Coding region: 79-3594 (1171 amino acids)
Molecular function (GO): nucleic acid binding
Source: RefSeq, a predicted model, not a curated record